This is a messenger RNA of Didymella exigua CBS 183.55, 2202 nucleotides long. RefSeq names its product polysaccharide lyase family 4 protein. Lineage: Eukaryota; Fungi; Ascomycota; Dothideomycetes; Pleosporales; Didymellaceae. Gene Ontology annotation, molecular function: catalytic activity; carbohydrate binding. The coding region runs from base 24 to 2012 and encodes 662 amino acids. Gene Ontology annotation, biological process: carbohydrate metabolic process. The transcript is spliced from 2 exons. The record is from RefSeq and is a predicted model, not a curated record.
UUCGUUGGCGGUCUAUUCCAACCAUGCGUUCCACUCUUGCGACAAGUACGGCUCUGCUGUCUUUGACAUCGUUAACAUGGGCCUUGCUCAAGGCUUCGGAAAACAACAGCACCCUUGUCAUAUCUAACGAGCGCCUCGUCGCUGGUGUCAGCAAGACCCGCGGCUACAUCAACCUGCUCACGCUUGACGGUCAGAACCUGCUUGGGAAGGAGGAUGGUAACACAGGCGUAGGACCAUACCUUGACUGCUAUUGUACUCCAUCCGGAUUCUGGACACCCGGUCGAGGCAGCAAUGUAGACUACCAACUAUUCAACGGAACGGAUGCAACCGGUGUAAAGUAUGGAGGCAUCAGCAUGGGCGAGACAUACGCACCUACCGGCCAGCGUUUGGAACAGUACUGGUUCUUGAGAGAAGGCGAGACAGGUCUGCAUACUUUCAGUCGCGUCGCCUACUACAACGAGACUGCGCCAUUUCUGCGUAAUCUGCAGGAAUUGCGGACUAUGUUCAGACCUAACCAUGAUCCUCCUCUGUUCACCCAUUUCGUAACAAACGAGGAGUUUGCUGCUCCUAGGCCAAGCACUGAAGGCCAGGUGACUGUGCAGGAUGCCACUUGGUACCUUCCCAACAAGGACGAUCCGUAUGUUCAGCAGGUGGGCGACUAUUUCACAAAGUACACAUUCCAGGACACAUGGAGGAAGCACAAGUCCCACGGCAUGUGGGCAGAUGGAUCUGGCAGUGCCAACGGAUCAACAUACGGCGCAUGGCUGGUACAUAACACCGUCGAGACCUACUUCGGCGGACCGCUGCACUCGGAUCUCGUCGUCGACGGAAUCGUCUACAACUACAUCAGCAGCAACCACCACGGUGACCAGACCCCUAAUAUCACCCAUGGCUUCGACCGGACCUUUGGACCACAAUACUUCCACUUCAAUAAAGGCGGUUCCCUUGAGGAACUACGCGCUGAUGCUGACCAGUACGGUCUCAACCCUAGCUGGAACGCAAGAUUCUAUGACUCCAUUGCGAAGCAUGUUCCCAACCUAGUCACUGCAGCUGGCCGUGGCACUUUCAAGGCCAAAGUUGACUUGCCCAAGGGAGCUAAGAAUGCCAUCGCUGUCCUCGCUCAGAGCGGUGUUGAUUACCAAGACAACGUCUACGAUACGAAGGCCUACCAGUACUGGGCUGAGGUGUCGUCGAAUGGCGAUGUGAGCAUUGACCGCGUCAAGGCUGGUAACUACCGCCUGACUGUUCACGCUGAUGGUGUCUUCGGCGAUUAUAUCCAGGACGAUGUCAAGGUCAAUGCUGGAAAGAACACCAAUAUCAAGGCGAAGUGGAACCCUGAAAGCGCUGGGACCGAGCUCUGGCGCAUUGGUACACCUGACAAGUCGUCUGGAGAGUACCGCCACGGAUAUGCUCAGUCGCCCACCCACCCUCUGCUUACCGACGAGUACAGACUGUAUUGGGCCGACUACGACUUUGUGACGGAAUUUCCCGAGGGCGUCACCUACAAAGUCGGUCGCGACGACCCCUCCCAGGCGCUCAACUACGUUCACUGGAGCAUCUUCGGUGGCAAGGCGAACUACGAGCGUCCUGAGCCUGUCUACGAGAAAAUCAACAACUGGACAAUCCUCUUCGACGCAAAGGAGCAGCAGCUCAAGAAUCGGAAGACAGCGACAUUUACUGUUCAGCUUGCAGGUGCGAAGACGGCGGCGGGCAACACCGAUGUCUACAAUGCGAGCGAGCCAUACUCCAACCUUCCGUACACUGUCAACGUUAACGGCAGGGACUUGCAGCCUUGGGUUAUCCCGUAUCACCACUCCAGUUCUUGCGCCGUAAGGUCGGCAGUUAUCUGCUACAACAUCGCAAACAAGUUCGUAUUCGAUGCAAAGCUGUUGAGGGAGGGCGAGAACACUUUUGUGUUGAGUUUGCCAUACGGUGGUAAGAACUACGAGAGCGCAUUGCUUCCUGAAGCCUUGUAUGUGCAGUACGACGCCAUGAGGUUGGAAUUGAAGUAGUAUACGCACAUAUAGGUAGCAUGACAGCAAUCGGCAUAUUUAUUCUCCUGCUUCUAUGCCUUCUGCAGCUGCAGUCGUAAUAGCUCACCAGAUCAAUAUUGUGUACGUUUGGCCAGGGCUUACAAAGGCUGUGGGUGACCGCUUCUGCCCCGCAGAGCUUAUGACCAAAGACGGCUCUUUGCCCAGAUAG